CCUCACUCCCUCCAUCCCUAUCCCUUUCUUCAUCUGUGAUCCACUGCUUUCUGGUCUUCCACAAGCUGUUGAGCAGAAACAUCAGAAGGAAAGCAUGCUAACUCUAUUGGUGCUCACAUCUGUGGUGUUGCUCAGUGCAGCUCCACAGUCAGAGGCUAUAGUAGUGUACACUAGCUGGGAGAGGCACGCAUUGGUAGGCUCAGAUAUCCGUCUUUCCUGCUCUUUCUUCUCAUGGCGAUGGACUUCUGAUGAUGUCACAUUCUCCUGGAACUACAGGCCAGAUGGGGCAAAAGAAGGCAUCGCUAUUUUCCACUACACAAAUGGAGUUCCAUAUGUGGACAAUAAAGGGCCAUUCCGGGACCGCCUGGAGUUUGUGGGCAACCCAGCCCGUCGUGAUGGCUCUAUCCUGAUCCGAAAUCUUGAUUAUGGUGACAAUGGAACCUUCACUUGUGAUGCCAAGAACCCUCCAGACAUAGUGGGUCGACCCUCCAGCGUACGACUUCUGGUAUUUGAGAAAAUCCCCAUUCAGGCCGGUGUGAUCACAGGUUCGAUUAUUGGAGUCGUUUUGGGUUUGCUGAUCCUGGUGGUGGCCAUCUACUAUCUCAUGCGCUUCCUGGUAGCUCGCCGUGUCUUCAGCUUGAGUGUGAGCAAACAUGGCAAGAAAGGCAAAGGGAAAGAGGGAGCCCAGCAAAAACAGAAACCAAAGGUUCCCCCCGUUUACCUCUCCUUCUAAUGACUCGUUCUCGGUUUCCCCCUUUUCCAUCUCUUUUUUCUUCUCUUCUCACUGCCGCUAUCCUGUUCUCUUCCUCCACUUCUGUUAAUCUUCACACCUUGCAUCAUAUAACAACUUUCUUUUCUGUUCUUUCUUGCUAUGGCUCUCUUCUUUUCUUGCUCUCUUUCUUCCUCACUCCUGCCAUAGUGACUCUAUCCUCCCCUCCCCACACUCCCUCUCUCUCCCCAGGCUUCUGUCGUGGUGGAUCCUGCCAAGCUGAAGGCACCAGUAUCCGAGAAGAAGAAGCAAGAGAUGCGCAGAGAAAAGAAAUAGGGCUUCGCGGGCAGAGAGCUAGAGCUCCAGGAACAAGUACCUGGAGAAGGCAGGCAAGACAGGAAGGAUAGGGUUCUUAUGACCAUUGAGCUCGAGCUCAUUAAACAAGAGCAGACAGGAGGAGGAGAAGAGAAGCCCAAACAUAGCCCUGCUGCUCUUCUCUCCGCCUUGUCCAAGCUCUCACACAAAAUUACUCUUGGCUGAGCGAGUGAAGGAUGUAAGCAGCGUGUAGAGGAGAGAAGGCCUUAAAGAGGAGGAAUUGGGAGGAGCAAUACCACAUUCAGUUUUAAGCUCAGAUCUGUGUUCUUUCACAGCAUAGCUUACGACACAUAGGUGCCAUUAAACAUACCCUUUGCCACUGAUUAUUAUGACUCACCAAAUAAGCCCAAUUUUGCAUAAAUUAAAAACCCAUUAAAAUUACAGGUUGCUGCUUUAAAUAUUAUACGCAGGAGUUAAUCACAAUUUUAAAAUCACACACACACAGAGAGGUUUGGGGUGGCAUAGUGAUGUGUUGUGAUGACCAUCUCACGUCACAUUGUGUUUGCACACAUACACAACAAAUCCUUUAGUCUUUUUCUUGAACAGAUUCUUUUCUGCUGAUCUUAAAAAAUAUUUUUUCCCCCUCUUUUAUCUGUUCUCCACUGACAAUAUGCUAAAGUCAGAGCUUUUGUAAAAACAAACACAAAAAAGCAAAACAUAUUAGGUAAUGGGCCAAUUUAGCACCGGAUUAACUGCAUAAUGUAACCAUACAUAGAGGCUUCCCAGUAAAUUGCAUAAAUCUAAUUAUGAUUGAAUUAUUACUAUUUCUAUGUUUAGCUUUGAGAAUGGUUUUUAUUUUAGCAAGUCACACCCUCAAGAACAAUAAUUAUAGAACGAUAAUAUUAUCAUAGAAACCAAAAUGGAAGAUAAAUGUUUUUAAUGAUUUAUUUAUAAUAAUUUACUAUUUGUUCCAAGUGUGUUCUGCUGCUAGGAAGCUCUUUUAGUAUUAGGAUUAGGAUUGUAGCUCCAGUUUAAUUUGCUGGAUUGUCCAGUGCUUCCUCCUUGGACUGACUGAUUUAUAGUAAGAAUAUUUGGUUUUGUGGUUAUAGUUAUAUUUAUUUACUUAUAUUUAUCUUUUUCACCAUUCAAAUCAAAUCUACUUUACUGAUAGAGAAGCAGCAGUUUUCCACUAAAUGACAUGACAUUAUUUGUAGCACCAGCACUUUGUUGAAAGAUAAUAUGUUUUCUGUCCUUUAUUUACUGCCUGGAAUAUCUGCUUUAACUGUUCCUUCUUUUUUUCUCUUUUCCCCUCCCUCUCUCUUUUUAUGCGAUUUCUUUUCCUCUGUCAUGUCUUUACUUCAUUUUCUUCUUUUUUCUGAUUUCGCUCUUUAAUUGCAUAAUGUCAUAUUAACUUGAUCCAAUGGUGCUGUGGCAUUACUUCUUGUUUCACCAUAGGCUGGUCCUUCAAAGUAGCCAUGCCUGCCUUUUUUAUAUUCAUUGCUUAAGGGCUAAACAAAAGAACAUAGGCAAAAACCCACACACACAAAAUGCACAUGAUCCAACUGUAGAAUUCCGAAUCUUAAAAAAAGUACUGUUAUCAAUGACUUACACAUGUAAGACUGUCAUGAUUAUUUAGAACACUUUUGUAGUUUAAGGUACUGUUCCUCAACAUGUAGGCUUGAGGCCAUUAGAAGCCCCUGGAGGGCAACAUAGCACAGUUUGUGUGAGAGUUUAUCUUAAAGGUCAGCUAUGUUUCAUAUAAAAUUUAUAAAGUAAAACUGAAGAUUACUUCUAACUAUCCACCUUUUAAACCAAACUGUUGGCUGUCACCUUUUUGAGGGUGGCUUGCUCUUUCUCUGAAAUUUUGUGAAGAAUAAUGUCCAACUAGCAGGAAAAUUUUUUAAUCCAUAUAGUUCACAGUUGUUACACCUAUGACUAUGGAAGGAGUGUGUGCUUGCAUGUGUGUGUUGCUCUGACUACAGUGACUGAAACCCUAAGAAUGAAGUUGAUACUGCUAGUAGAGUUUGUUCGUUCACACACACACACAAACACACACACACACACAAACACACACACACACAUGCAAGCAUGCAUUAUGUCAAUUAUGUUAAUUCAACAAAAGCAUCCUAAUCAUUUGCCCCAUUACUUCAUUUUCAUAUUAUUUUUUAUUUUACUUCUUUGGUAAGAGGUAAGUGUUUCAUUUUUUUUUUUUUACCUUAUGCUCACAAUAUAUCACACAAUUUCAAGCUAUCAUGUUGUAUUUCCAUUACUCUUCCUUAAAACCUCCAUUCUUCGACUCCUUUACCGUCCUUCAUCCAUCUCUCGCUCCGUACGUUUUAAACAAUACUUUUGCCAUCUCCUGCCUGCAACAAGGAAACUCUCGUUUGGCCUUCUGACGACAUCAAAGCCAAAAUGCUUAUGUUACCUAGCUCUCUGCUGACUGCGAAAGAUGAAUUUCUUUUUCCAUGUUUGUGUAUAUUUAGUGCAACAUGUCUAUAACCUGUCAAGAUGUUAAGAGAACAAAACACUGAAGCAAAACUGGACUAUGUCUAUAUAUGUACCUAAUGCUAGUUAUGACAUGCCGUACAAUAGUUUACUGGACCUUUGUUGGAAAAAGAAAUGUAAUUUGUAUUUAAUUAUAUUUAUGCAUGCAAUUUUGACUGACCUGGUAGGAUUCAUAUGGCUUUUUAUUAUCACAGUCUUUGUAUCCUAGGCUAUAGGAGGUAAUGGUGUGGAAACUAGCAAGGCAUGAAUUCAUUACAUUAGUGAUUGCAUAAAAUGUUAACCUGCAUAAAAUAUUUCUAAUCUGGAACAAGGACUUCAAGAGAACAAGGGAAUUCACAUUGUUGUGAAACAGCAAAGCCAAAGUCCAUUGAACAUCACAAUCACACGAGAUGAUUCUCCCACCAAGUCUUCUGUAAGGUGCAUCUAGGAAUUGUAGGGUUGCUUACAUACUUGAUUGAAAGUCAGAUGCUAUUUAUGCAUUUCUGAAUAGAUAUAGAACAGCCACCUGCUUCCCUCCAUUAAACUUGCAUUAAAAUAUGGAAUCAUUUUUAUGUUGUAUGUAUCAUGUAUGUGUAUAUGUAUUAGUGAGAACUUCUAAUAACUCUCCCUUCCCUCAAAUGCAUUUUACAGCUUCUAAUACAUUAUAUGUUUAAUUUGUUGUUAACCUCACUAGGCUAUUAGACUUUUUGUUAUGUAAAAUGGAUUGUAAAAAGGAAAUAAAGCUUGAGUUAAAAUCAGUCAUUUAAGAAACACAUAAAUAAAUUUAAAGUCAAA
Molecule: messenger RNA, 4303 nt
Organism: Tachysurus vachellii
Lineage: Eukaryota; Metazoa; Chordata; Actinopteri; Siluriformes; Bagridae
Gene: mpz
Product: myelin protein zero
Exons: 6
Coding region: 95-733 (212 amino acids)
Biological process (GO): myelination
Cellular component (GO): membrane
Source: RefSeq, a predicted model, not a curated record